Molecule: messenger RNA, 5574 nt
Organism: Pelodiscus sinensis (Chinese soft-shelled turtle)
Lineage: Eukaryota; Metazoa; Chordata; Testudines; Trionychidae
Source: RefSeq, a predicted model, not a curated record
AUGUUACAGCUACGGUCAUCGCCUAACGAAAGUUUGUUCGACCCAGUAAAAGUUUGGGUGAUUCGUAGUAACUUGAGAGAGAUUGAAGAAAAAAUAACCCCAGAACCCAAGAUUAAAAAGCUGGAACCUGUACUUUUGCCAGGUGAAAUUGUGGUAAAUGAAGUCAAUUUUGUGAGAAAAUGUAUUGCAACAGAUACAAGUCAGUAUGAUCUUUGGGGGAAGUUGGUUUGCAGUAACUUCAAGAUUUCGUUUAUUACGGAUGAUCCCAUGCCACUUCAGAAAUUCCAUUAUAAAAAUCUCCUUCUUGGUGAACAUGAUGUGCCACUAACAUGCAUUGAACAAAUUGUCACAGUAAAUGACACAAAGAGGAAACAGAAAGUCCUUGGUCCCAACCAGAAACUGAAAUUUAAUCCUACAGAAUUAAUUAUUUAUUGCAAAGAUUUUCGUAUUGUUCGAUUUCGCUUUGAUGAAGCAGGCCCUGAAAGUGUAAAAAAGGUGUGCCUUGCAAUAGCACAUUAUUCCCAGCCAACAGAUCUUCAGCUCCUCUUUGCAUUUGAAUUUGUUGGGGAAAAGUAUCAUAAUCCAGCAACUGUAAAUGGAAUAGACCCAGGAGGUGGGGGCAGUGGCAGCGGUCAGCAGACGCCUUUAUUUGAAACGUACUCUGAUUGGGAUAGAGAGAUCAAAAGAACAGGUGCCUCAGAAUGGAGAGUUUGUUCAGUCAAUGAAGGUUACAUGAUAUCUACUUGCCUUCCAGAAUACUUUGUAGUCCCAUCUUCCUUAGCAGAUCAAGAUCUAAAGCUCUAUUCGUACUCUUUUAUUGGGCGACGAAUGCCAUUUUGGUGCUGGAAUCACUCGAAUGGGAGUGCUCUUGUGAGAAUGGCCAACAUUAAAGAUGUAUUGCAACAAAGAAAAAUAGAUCAAAGGAUUUGUAAUGCAAUAACUCGAAGUCAUCCACAAAGAAGUGAUGUUUACAAGUCAGAUUUGGACAAGUGCCUGCCCAAUAUCCAGGAAAUCCAGGCUGCAUUUAUCAAACUUAAACAAUUAUGUGUUAAUGAACCUUUUGAAGAAAUGGAAGAGAAAUGGUUAUCUUUACUAGAAAAUACUCAUUGGCUAGAGUAUGUCAGGUCAUUCCUUAAGCAUUCAGCUGAACUUGUGUAUAUGCUGGACAGUAAGCAUGUAUCCGUAGUUCUGCAAGAGGACGAAGGACGGGACCUGAGCUGUUUUGUAGCCUCCCUCAUUCAAGUAAUGCUGGAUCCCUAUUUUCGGACAAUUGUUGGAUUUCAGAGCCUAAUACAGAAGGAGUGGGUCAUGGCAGGAUAUCAGUUUCUAGAUAGGUGUAACCACUUAAAAAGAGCUGACAAAGAGUCCCCCUUGUUCUUGAUGUUUCUGGACUCUGUUUGGCAAUUGCUAGAGCAAUAUCCAUCGGCCUUUGAGUUUUCUGAAGCAUACCUGACAAUACUGUAUGACAGUACACGGAUCUCGUUGUUUGGCACCUUUCUUUUCAACUCCCCUCACCAGCGAGUAAAGCAGAGCACUGAAUUUGCUAUAAGCAAAAACAUCCAGUUGGGUGAUGAAAAAGGCCUAAAAUUUCCUUCUGUUUGGGACUGGUCUCUUCAGUUUGCAACAAGAGAUCGUAUGCUCUUUCACAACCCCUUGCAAUGUGUACAAAAUGGAUCAGUCAAAACUUUUAAACGUACAAAGAAAAACUACAGCUCAACGCUAAGAGGAAUUCCCCCAUCAUUAAAGAAUGGGAUCAUCAAUGAGCAAGAAUUUCUUCCAAGAAGAAAUUCACUGAUACUAAAACUGAAACCAGACUUUCUUCAGCAACUGGAUCGCCAGACCAAUAGCAUGGAGCAGUAUUUCAAAGACUGGUUUUCAAAGCCUGUCGAUUUGCAUGGUGUAAUUCUACCCGGUCUGUCUAGAACACACAUAAAACUAUGGAAACUUUGCUACUUCCGCUGGAUUCCUGAGGCCCAAAUUAAUAAUGGUGGCUUCAUCACUGCCUUCCAUAAAAUCUCUGUGCUGACAGACCAAGUAGACAAGCUAAACAAGAGUCUUCGUCAGUACAAAAGCAGCUCUUCUUUGCAAGCUAACUGUUCAGAACUGGAUCAAAGCAGGAUGUACUUCAGAGCAAAUGGUUUAAAUGACACGGCUGGGACCCCAGAUUUUCUCUCCUCCUCAUUCCCAUUUUCUCCAAUAGGGAACCUAUGCAGACGGAGCAUUCUGGGAACACCUUUAAGUAAAUUUUUAAGUGGUGCCAAAAUCUGGCUGUCCACUGAGACACUUGCAAAUGAGGACUAAGAUGCUUCAACAUUUGAGGGAGAAAUCACAGACCAUUAUGUCUUCUCUUAAAUUAACACUGCUAAUUGCGACAUUGGAAGCUGUAAUAAUUUUAUUUACAAAUAUUACAUUUUUUUGCACAAAUAUUUAAAAGCAAAGCAAAAUAUGCUUCACAUCGCACAAUUUUGUUUUCAGUAGUUGUCAUGUAAACGUCUUGUCUGGUUUCUGACGAUUUCUUCUAUAUUUUAUAGGUCUGAUUCAUUGUAUAAGAUGCAGCGAUUUCUCUCACUAAUGUAAAGGUUCGGGUUGGUCACUAAUCAUGUUUUUUUUUGUUUGCAAUGUCUGUUUUCCCAGCUGUUGACUGAAGCUAAUCUAUCUCAUCACAGAUUAGCAAAUUUAAAUUGGUGAAAACAAACAUCAAAGAAAUUUACCAUUACUGUAGACCUACUGACUGGCAAUUGGAACAAACUACUUUUUCGCAGUACAGGUUUAGCAAGGAUACAUUUGUGUGUCCAUGCUGUCUUUCUGUGACUUGGUUUCCUUAUUGUAUGUUGUGUUGGUGCAGUGGGUGUCAAUUUUUUUCCUUCAGUUAUCCAUUAGAGAAACUAUUGAAAUCUUUGUUCAAUGUCAUGAGCUUGCCUUUAGUUCACAGGAACUGACUUCAGGACACUAUGCACUGUUAACCUUAAAAUGUUCACUGUGGAGAAUAUUAUUGUAGCCUUAGAAGUGCCUUUAAUCAGAAUGAAGUAUUAGUAAGAUGUGUCAAUUGCACCAUGAAAUGCAUUUUUAAUAGAUUAAUGAACUACCCGCUAAUGUAAACAUAAUUUCCAUAUUCUGACUAGUGAUUUUUAGAGUUUGUUUCACAAAAAAGUCAUUUUUAAUGUAGUCUGAAUUCAGAAACCUUAAAUGACAAUAUAUAAAUUAGCAGGGCAGUUCUGUCUAGGGUGGGCUAUAAAAUGGUGGCAGUUCACCAGGGUUACCCCCUGGCAGGCCGCCGCCGCUAUAUUUACCUCUGCGGCUGCAGUUCUCAGCUAAUGGAAGCUGUGUGGGCUGGGACGCUGCUUCCGGUAGCUUCUGUGGGCCAGGAACUGUGAUCCACGGCCAAAGGAAGCUGCAAUUGCCCAUACUUGUGGAGGUGCAGGUAAAUAUAGUGGUGGCGGCCUGCCAGGGGCUAAUCCUGGCAAACUGGAUCUUGCCCAUGGGCCAGUAUUUGCCUAUCCCUGGUCUAUCCCAAAAUAAGACUGAUUUCCUGUUACUCCCAGAAAAUAAACAAUCUUAUUCUCCCACUCCAUACUUUAAAUGUGUCCAUUUAUAGGAGUGGAGGUAGUGCCACAAAAGUCCAAUUUGCAACACAUAAUUAGUUGCUUUUUUCCCCCCUUGACACAACUCAGCUAUAGAAUAAGUCUGAGGGGUAGCUUUGUUAGUCUGUAGCUUUAAAAAAAAAAGGUCCUGUAGCACCUCUAUUUAUUAGUCUCUAAGUCUCACUUCUGUUUUUUGUGUUUGUGUUUGGUUUUUUUUAACUUCAGAAUAGUUAGGAAAUGUGUUCUUUUGGCUGCUUUACACCAGUAUUUGGUUUGGGUUCGUUUUUUUAAUUUUAAAGAUAAAGCAGAUUGGCGCAAAUUUUUUUUACCCGUUUUCCAAACAAUUUAAAACACACACACAAACGCUUUGUUGUGCAGCAGGAAAGAGCUGGUUAGGAAUUCCCCCAUUCUUUUUCUUUGAAGAAACAUAACUUAAAGCUGAGCAGGGCACUUCCCUCCAUGUGCAACUGUAUUCUAGUAUCUUUUAUUUUAUUUUGCAUCUUGAAAAGUCUUCCUCAGAGAUACUAGUAAAAAUUAUUUUUCUGAUACUUAUUUUAACUUGGGCAAAGCUUUCCCAGGCCUCAUACUUAUAUACAAGCCCGCAACCUGUGCGCUAAUUUUUGGUCCCAUAUUUUAAAAUUAAUAAACCACUUUCACAGGUUAUUUUGGUAUAGGCCAUGAAAUAGAUUUCCUAGAGUUUAUUUUAGAAUUAUUAAAGUUUGAGUAAAUUACUUUAAUCAGAUAAGCAUCUGGGUGGAAGUAGGGUUAAUAUGUGAGGUGUUAAUCUUUGAAAAAAGGUACAAGCACUACUUGAGUAAGGAUUUCUAGCUUGCUGUUCUUGUUGGUAAAUAUUAUGCCUUUAAAAAAACUGCCUAAAUAUCUAUUUAACAAACAGAACAGAAUAGUUUUCAGAAUUUGGGGGCUAAGAAAGCACUAGUGGUGUUAUGCUAGUUAGUGAUAUCCAUGUUUAGUUGCCUUGGGGCCUGAUUGAGUACUAAUCAUGCCUAUGUAUUUGUUUUACCCUGACUAUUUAAAUAGUUUAAAACUUUAAUGUACUGUUGAAAGGCUGUUCCUAAUUAAUGAUGUAUAGGACCUGUCCAGCUGUUACAUUCAUUUCCCACUGUAAAAAGCUGCCUUACUGACAAUACCAACUGCUCUGAAUUUACCUAAUGGCCCUUAUUUCUUGCAAGUAGCUCUGAAGACAGCUAUCUUCCACAACACACAUCUCUUUAAAAUUUUGGCAAUUUUUAAUGUUAGGUACUAUUAAUACCAUUAGCGUUUUAAAGAGUAGAAAAACUAUAAAUGAGCUUAUUUUUAUAUCAUUUGUUUUCUAACCAUAUGCACUGCUUCGGUUGAUAGUAGGCUGUUAUAUCAUGAUUAUUUUGCUAGAUUGUAAUGUAAAAAAUUAGGGUGAGAUAUGAAAUGCUGGUUGGAGUGGUCAAAGUGAAACUAAUGCCUUUAGCUACUGCAGAGUGGCAGUUAUGGUGAUGUCAGAAGUCAUGGUAGUACCAUUUCACUCACUGAAUUACUGCCAUGUACCAAAGAAAUGCUUACAAAUUUAAAAACCUAUUGAAGUGAGUGUAUUUUUAAAACAUGCAGAUAAAAAUACCAUUCUAAUAUGAAACCACCUUUGUGCUUUUAAUGUGCACAGUAAGAUCAAAGGUUUUGGCUGUUAAUCUCAGAUGGAAAGAUACAUUAAACCAAAAAAAGUAUAAUCUUUUUCAUUUAAGGAAAAGAUAGAACAUCAAUCUGCAUUCAAAAAGAGACUGAGCACCUGGGUUUCCUUAAAUCCCUUAAGGCAAUAGAUUGCUAAUGGUGUAGCUGCAGCAGGUCAGUGUUCUGUUUUAAUUGAAACUAAAACCUUUGUGCCUCACAAUGAUGAUGACUUACUGAAUAAAGUAGAAUUGCCAGGCAGAAUACAAAAUCUUGGCACUGAGGUUGUGAAUGUGAAAUAAUUAGACUGUUAAUAAAAGGUCAUGCGUUUCUACUGUAA